AUGCGAGGAAUCGUUGGCCUGACUGUUAUUACCUUCUUAGUGAUAAUACCCACGCUAGUUUACUUCAACUCCAAUUUAAACAGCACAUAUCAGGAAAAUAUUAACUAUACUGAAGAGUUUCCGACUCAUUUGAGUGAGAAUGUUGACCAGAAUACUGUCCAUGGAGGAGUAAUCAUGCCAAAGUUAGGAAACGCUACGAUAAAAGCCGAAUUAGGUAGAAGCAGCUGGAAGCUUCUACAUACAAUGAUGGCACGUUUUCCUGAACGCCCUACCAAAGAUCAGAAAGCGGCACUGCGAAGUUUUAUUUACCUGUUCAGUAGACUAUAUCCGUGUGGCGAGUGUGCAAAAGAAUUUCAAAUGAUUCUCGAGAAGCAUCCGCCACAAGUCUCUUCUCGUGAAGCUGCUUCGCUGUGGGCGUGCGCUGUGCACAAUAUUGUCAACAGGCGAUUACUUAAAGAAGAAUUCGAUUGCUCUACCGUCGCUGACAAAUACAAAUGUGGGUGUGCCGCAGAAUAA
Paraglomus brasilianum is the source of this 516-nucleotide messenger RNA. The record is from the annotation of a GenBank genome assembly. NCBI's taxonomy places the organism in Eukaryota, Fungi, Glomeromycota, Glomeromycetes, Paraglomerales, Paraglomeraceae.